CCUAACCCAUCCUCAUUUUCUCCACAAUUUUUAUAUUUCUCUCCCCUCAAUUUCCAAUUCACCCAAUUUGAGGGCCCUUCAAAAAAAGAACAAAAAUUACAAGAGGGCAAAAAGUGUAAGCAAAGCAAAGAGGUCAAGGAAGUUUCACUCCAAAUUCCCAAUUUUUCCCCUAAUUUUUCUCUGGGUUUGAAUUCAAAAGUCCAUGGCAGGGUGGUCGAAAUUAGGAGGAUGCAAGUCAUCUCAGACGCUUGAACCGUGUAAUAAGGGUAUUAAAAUCGACGAAAAUGAGCUCAGAGCACCAUUUGUUGAUUUGAUUACGGUUUUUUUGGAAGAGAGUUGUUCUAGUAAAUGUUUCCGGCCUUUGCCUCCGCUACUUGGAGAUGGGCAUGCUGUAGAUUUGCUUAAAUUGUACUUUGUUGUGAAGUUGAAGGGUGGGUUUGAGGCGAUUUCGGCAAAAAAGUUGUGGGAUGAGGUGGGUUUGCUAUAUGGGUUGGGUCCUGGAAUUGGGUCUGCUUUGAAGUUGAUUUACUUGAAGUAUUUAGAUUCAUUGGAGAGCUGGUUAGGGAAGUUACAGGGUGUUGAGGGCUCGAAGUGUGAACGAUUUCGUAGUGGCGUGUGGUCGAAGGGGGUUUCAAUGGCGCUAGGGUCGGAGUAUACUAGUUUUGUGUCCAAAAUCAUGGAGGAUAUGAGGAAGAAUGAUGAUUCUUAUUGCUUGAAGGAGAAGAGUGAGAUUAGUUUCGUAGACUUAACUGAAAAAGAGGAGAAUGUUAAUAAGAAGAUGGAUUGGAAUAAGUUUGUUAUGAGUUUUGGAGAUGAUGGGGAUUCAACACAGGAGAAUGAGGACACUACAAAGUUCAAGCAGGAGGUUGAGAUGGGUUUCACUGAUGGUGUCGGUUUUACAGGAGAGAACAAUGGGAAUGAGAAUUUUAAGCAGACGAAGAGUGAGACUAUUUAUGCUGGUCUUUUUUCAUCGGAUGGAUCGGAUGAUGGGAGGUCUUCAGUUGAUACAAUUGUGGCUGAUGAUAUGGUUAAGAGUUCUGAGAAUUCAUGCAAUUCUAAGAAAUGUUCGACUGAUGAUGAGGGGUUGGUUAUGGAUUCAAGUGUGUUGAAGGAGGAGGUUUCAAGUCUCAAGAGGAAGCGGGAUUCUAUGUCAGGAAUGCUUUGUUGGAUAGCUAAUGUGGCCAAGCAUCCUAUUGACCCUGCGAUUGGCACAAUCCCUGAGUGCUCUAAGUGGGCAUUGUAUGGAAAUGACCAUUGUUGGAAGCAAGUUUUGUUGGCCCGUGAAGCUCUGUUCCUUAGGAAGAACACUGAGCAAUUUGCUUUUCAGAAAAGGCAGAAAAUGCAUCCAUCCAUGUUUGAUGACGAGGGACCAAGAUCCAGUUCAAGACUCCUUUCCGAAAAUCUGCCCAACACACCACCCAUUGAGCCAUUUUCUACAAAUGUGGGACGUCCAAGGCAACGGCUGGAAGCUCGGCUGGACAUGAAACCAACUGCUCCAAUGUAUACAAGUCGUCCACAGCAGAGAAUUCCUAUUGGUGAAGAGUUCCAGGUAAAGGUACAGGAAUGGACAGGAGUGGUUUCUAAGAGUGACCCUAAAUGGUUGGGUAUUCGAGAUUGGUCAUUGGAAAACAGAGAAAACAAUCUAUUGGCUGAAAGAGAUCGCGUUGGGAAAGGAAGGUUAGAUACUUGUGGCUGCCUGUUUCCUGGAACCGCACAGUGUUUUAAGUUUCAUGUUUCUAAGAGAAGAAUGGAGAUGAAGUUUGAAUUAGGUUCAGCAUUUUAUACUUGGAAAUUUGAUAAGAUGGGUGAAGAAUGUAGUGUAUCCUGGACCGCUGAGGAGGAAAAGAAAUUCAAGUCUGUUGUGAAGGAGAAUCCUGUCUCUCAUCGGAAAUGUUUUUGGAAACAAAUGCGUGAGGUUUUACCCAAAAAGAGUUGGGCUGACCUGGUGAACUACUACUUCAAUGUCUUUGUGCUUCAACGUAGAGCUUUCCAAAAUAGAAGCAGCCCUAGGAACAUUGACAGCGAUGAUGAUGAAACAGAAUAUGGUUCAGCCACUACUACUCUCAGACACAACACUACUUCACAAAGAUAGAUCGAUCAUACAAACAUGGAAUAUGUUAUUUUUCAGGAAACAGGGAUUUACGUUGCUUCUCUGAUUAUUGUUUGGGAAUUUUGCACUGUUGAUGAAGAAAAGAAAACCUCCCUUCCCAUUGAGUUAUCUACGUCUGCACAUACCACCACAAUUUUGAUACAGUGAAGACCCUUGUGAAUUACUACUCCACUUUAAGUUGGCAGGUAUACCUUUUGAUGACACAAAUUCAUUAAGCUGCGUUAUUUUGGGUUUUGGACCUGUUUCUGUUUUUCUAUGAAUCAUAGAAUUUCAGAUCCUGAAUUACUUUUGUUGUAUAUAAACUCCAUGAUGUUUCAAGUCAUGAUAUCAAAUAUUUUGGAGCAAGGGGGGUUUUGAACAAUCGGAUAGUGCUUUUGUUUCCUGCACUUGCUAGGGUUGCCAUGUUGGUUCUGGGUGCAAUUCGUUGUUCGAAGUUAUUUUCUGCUUGUUGCUAAAUGCCUAAUUAUCGCUUUUCCAUUGAAAGUGAUGCCUCUUACACUUGUUUUUAUCAAUGGUUUUACAUCUUUAAGCAAAGGGUGUCCUAGUUAUUUUUCAACUAGGACACCAGUAAAGUUGGCCAGA
This is a messenger RNA of Spinacia oleracea (spinach), 2692 nucleotides long. Its product is annotated as AT-rich interactive domain-containing protein 1. Gene Ontology annotation, molecular function: DNA binding. The transcript is spliced from 3 exons. Lineage: Eukaryota; Viridiplantae; Streptophyta; Magnoliopsida; Caryophyllales; Amaranthaceae. Bases 203 to 2092 code for a protein of 629 amino acids. The record is from RefSeq and is a predicted model, not a curated record.